Saccharomycopsis crataegensis is the source of this 1254-nucleotide messenger RNA. RefSeq names its product amino acid transporter YHC3 (gene YHC3). Gene Ontology annotation, biological process: regulation of intracellular pH. Bases 1 to 1254 code for a protein of 417 amino acids. Gene Ontology annotation, cellular component: vacuole; membrane. The transcript has a single exon. The record is from RefSeq and is a predicted model, not a curated record. Lineage: Eukaryota; Fungi; Ascomycota; Saccharomycetes; Ascoideales; Saccharomycopsidaceae.
AUGUUUGGCUCAUCGGUUGAUAGGCGUAUAGCAAUAUCCUUCUGGCUUUUUGGACUCAUUAACAACGCCCUUUAUGUAGUGAUUCUCAGUGCUGCCAGUGAUCUUGUAGGGCCCAAUAUUCCUAAAGCUUUAGUUCUCUUCUUUGAUGUGGCACCUUCAUUUAUUGUCAAGCUCUCUGCUCCCUUUUAUCUAAAAUUUAUUCCCUAUAACUUCAGAAUAUUUAUCUGUGUUGCUUUCAGUUGCUUUGGGAUGGUUAUCUUGAGCGGCUCAUCUGAUACGUAUGAAAGUUCUUUGGGUAGGAAAAUGUUGGGAAUAACAUUCGCUUCCUUAUCGUCGGGUUUAGGAGAGGUCACAUUUUUAAGUUUGACCCAUUACUAUAAAGAUAUCAGUUUGAAUGCAUGGAGCUCCGGAACUGGCUUUGCGGGAAUCUUUGGAUCCUUCAAUUUUAUGGUUAUGACAACUUGGUGGAACAUUAGUACAAGAAAUACUUUAUAUUCAUUUAGUAUUUUACCAUUUACUUUCAUUGCAGUUUUCUGGAAAGUAUUGCCAACCAUUCCAGACAUUAACGACACGUAUUUGUCGUUAAGAUUCCUAGAUAUGCUGCCUGCAAACAACCAAGAGCAUGAGGAUUCUGUUGGAUUCUUAACCGAGAGGCAAGACCCAGAAAGCGGGUCUCAUAACUUGAUCGACCUAAAGCAUCACAUUCAAGCUACAGCAAAAAAUAUUGCACCUUUGGUUGUUCCAUACAUGAUACCCCUCUCUACAGUUUAUUUUGCCGAAUAUUUGAUUAACCAGGGGAUAUCUCCAACACUUUUGUUUCCUCUCAAAGAUACACCGUUUUCAAGCUUUAGAGAUAUUUACGUAUCAUAUGCUACCUUAUAUCAGGUUGGCGUGUUUAUAUCAAGAUCAUCUGCUCCAUUCUUUCGCUUAAAGAAUCUUUAUUUGCCUGCAAUCCUCCAAAUCGUGAAUUUAUUGUUAUGUGUAAUCCAGUCGAUGUAUCUUGUAGUCCCAUCAAUUUAUUUUAUGUUUAUUAUCAUCUUCUAUGAGGGUUUACUCGGCGGUGCGUCAUAUGUUAAUACUUUCAUGUCUAUAAGCGAAGAGGUGUCAUUGGAAAUUAGAGAAUUUGCAUUGGGAACAGUUAGUAUAAGCGAUUCUCUUGGUGUUGGUUUGGCUAGCUUAAUCGGAAUGUGGACAGAGACCAGCCUUUGCGAUUAUCAAGUUUCUCAUGGCCGAGAUUGGUGUAAAAAGAAAUAA